CACACAGCUCAUGCUCAUCACAUCACAACAUACAGUGCAUUUCACAGCUGACUUGUGUAUACAUUGUUAAAAACUUUUAGAUUGUUUGUUUGGUUUUUAAGUGAUAUGUGUGUGGAACCUAAGUAUACGUUGUGUUUAUACAAGGUUUUCUUUUUGAACUGAAAACCCUUGGAUACAAACAUGUCAUUCCUUACUGGGUCUGUACUGUUUGACAUCCUGCUGGGUGUUCUAUCGGUAUGCUGUGGACUCUACUGGUAUAUCUGCAGCAACGAUGACUAUUGGGAGAAGCGGGGAGUCCCGCAUUCCAAAUAUGGGCUACUGAAAGAAACCUUACUGGGCAGAAAGUCAAUGGCAGAUGCAGUGAAGGAGCUGUACUUCAAACACUGUGACAAACCUUACUAUGGAACGUUUCAAAUUAACAGACCUUUACUAUUUAUAAAUGAUGAAGAGUUAAUAAACAAAGUUUUAAUAAAAGAUUUUACAUAUUUCCAAGACAGAGGGCAACCAAAGAACGACAAAGAACUUUUAUCAAAGAAUUUGUUUAAUUUGACUGGACAAGGUUGGCGAAUAAUGCGAUACAAACUUACCCCGACUUUUACCACAGGAAAACUAAAGAGUAUGCUCCAACAGGUCUCAGCGUGUGGAGAGAACAUGGUGAAAAACAUCGCGGCCCAGUCUGAAAAAGAUACGGAUUUGGAUUGUAAAGACGUUGUCUUUGAGUACACCACUGAGGUGAUCUGCACUUGUGCUUUCGGACUACAGUUUGCUCCGGGUAGUAAAGAAUUCAACUUUUUCAAAACAGUUGCUCAAAAAAUGUUCCGUACGUCUUUCUCAAUGGUUGUGAAAUUUUUUGUCCUCAUAUUAUUCCCCAAGUUGGCCGAAAUGUUGAAUCUUUCGGUGUUUAUUAGUAAAUCAGCUGGGGACUACUUUUUAAAUAUUAUUAAGACUACUAUGAGCUACCGCAAGGAGCAUAACAUCAAGCGUAAUGAUUACCUCCAGCUGCUGAUGGCUUUGAAGGAUCAAGAAGAUAACAACCAACUCUCAUCACAUGCUCUCUUGGCUACAGACACAACAGAAGAUGAUGCUGUGAUCACAGAACAGCUGAAGUACACUGACCACUCGGAUCAGCUUCCAGCAGCUGAUGUCAAGUUGUUCACAGAGGAGGCGGUGGCAGCCAACAGUGUGAUUUUCCUAGUGGCAGGCUCAGAGUCAACUUCCAACACUACGUCCCUGGCACUGUUCAUGAUAGCUAGACACCCUCAUGUCCAGGAGAAGCUACAGAAAGAGGUAGACAGUGUUCUCUCUGUGCAUGGAGAAUUGUCCUAUCAAGCUCUGAAGGAGAUGACUUAUCUGGACCAAGUCAUACAAGAAACACAAAGAUUCUACCCUCUAAUUCCGAUAUUGCAGAGGGAAUGCACCAAAUCCUACAAAGUACCCGGUUCUGACCUAGUGAUUGAGAAGGGAGUUUUGAUAUCAAUUCCAGUGAUCGGACUACAACAAGACCCCCGGGUUUAUCCUGAUCCGGACUCUUUCAAGCCGGAAAGAUUUGAAGGGAACAACUUCAAACCAAACCCACAUUUCCUACCUUUCGGUGAUGGACCUAGAAUAUGUAUUGCUAUGCGUUUCGCAGUGAUGGAAAUGAAAGCGGCAAUUUCAAGGGUUGUGGCUAACUACAACAUGACUUUAAGUCCAAAAACCAAGCUUCCCCUCAAGCUAAGCCCUCGAUCUUUUGUGCCCACGCCUGAAGGUGGGAUUUGGAUUAACUUUGAGAAAAGACACAAUAAUGCCAUGAGUUUUGUUACCGGCUCUACACUAAUAGAUGUUACGUUGGUAGUUUUACUCCUGUCCUAUCUCUUACACCGGUUCAUCACCAGCAAUGAUGACUACUGGUACAAGAGGGGGGUUCCUCACAUAAAAACUGGCCUGAUUUGGACAAACUUCAUAGGAAAGAAAUCCCAAGCUGACGCAGUUAACAACAUAUACAAACAGUUUUCCCGAGAAAAAUAUUUCGGCUACUUCCAGCUUAGGCAACCGAUACUAAUGGUAAACGAUUUAAGUUUGAUCAGGAAAGUUUUGGUUGAAGACUUUAGACAUUUUGAGAAUAGAGGACAUCCUCAGAAUGAAAAGGAACUUUUAUCAAGAAAUUUAUUUAACUUGAAAGGUCAAGAAUGGCGAAUCAUGCGUUACAGAUUGACACCGACUUUCACAUCCGGAAAACUCAAGGGUUUACUUGAACAAAUCUUGAACUGCAGUGAAAACAUGCUCAUGAAGAUCGAAGAGUUGUCAGAAGCAAAUACCGAUUUAGACUGUAAAGAGUUUCUCUUUGAAUACACUUCUGAGGUAGUUUCAAGCUGCGCUUUCGGCCUCCAAUUUCAGCCUAAGAGUAAAGAGUUUGCUAUGUUCAAAUUCAUUGCAAGAAAAAUGUUUAUACCGACUAACGCAGUUAUAUUGAAAUUCGUAUUGCUCAUUCUACUACCAAAAGUAGCAAAAUGGUUCAACUUUAAGGUGUUUGUUUCCAAACACGAUGGUGACUAUUUCCUUAAUUUGGUUAAGUCAACUUUGAAAUACCGGAAAGAAAACAAUAUAAAACGGAACGAUUAUCUUCAGCUGCUUCUGACUAUGCAAGAGCAGGAAGAGAAAGGGGUUAGCAUUGCACUGCCUGCUAGUGGUGUUAGUGAAGAGGAUGUGGUCUUGGACCAGAUGAAAUACACUGACACCAACAAUCUCUACCAGUCUCUGGCGAUGACAACUAAAUUGUUUACAGAUGAAGCAGUUGCAGCCAACAGUAUAAUCUUCAUGGUAGCCGGGUCAGAGUCAACCUCAAAUACUAUCAGUCUGGCUCUCCUGCAGCUCACUCAGAAUCCUCAAGUUAUGCUCAAACUGAGAAAAGAGGUAGACAGUGUGCUAGCAUUUCAUGGGGAGUGGUCAAACCAAGCAUUGAAAGAGAUGGUUUACAUGGAUCAAGUAAUUCAAGAGACUCUCAGACUGUACCCACUAUUACCAUUUCUGCUGAGAGAAUGCACCAGAGACUACCAAGUGCCAGGUUCAGCUCUAGUUAUACAGCAGGGGGUGCUGGUAGCCGUGCCAGUGAUUGGACUACACAUGGACGUGAGAUACUACCCGGACCCUCAACAGUUCAAACCAGAGAGGUUCCAGGGGAACAACUUCAAACCUAACCCGACUUACUUACCUUUUGGCGACGGUCCUCGGAUUUGUAUAGCUAUGAGGUUUGCUGUAAUGGAAAUUAAAACUGCCAUUGCUGGAAUCCUUGCUAACUAUGACAUAAACCUGAGCUCGAAAACUCAACUACCACUCAAGAUGAACAAUCGCUCUUUUGUACCUGUCCCAGAAAACGGAAUAUGGCUGACUUUUAAAAAACGAGAGAAAUAA
Macrosteles quadrilineatus (aster leafhopper) is the source of this 3390-nucleotide messenger RNA. RefSeq lists its product as uncharacterized. Lineage: Eukaryota; Metazoa; Arthropoda; Insecta; Hemiptera; Cicadellidae. The transcript is spliced from 13 exons. The record is from RefSeq and is a predicted model, not a curated record. Gene Ontology annotation, molecular function: iron ion binding; oxidoreductase activity, acting on paired donors, with incorporation or reduction of molecular oxygen; heme binding. The coding region runs from base 181 to 3390 and encodes 1069 amino acids.